GGUGCUGGCGGGUCGAGCAGGCGGCAGGAGCAGAAGUUUGUUCUGCGCUGUGUUUUUACGCAGGCGCAGACGAGGCUGUUUGUCCAGUUUCGCUGGUUGACUUUUACCUGAGAGGUGGACGAGUUUCGGUGCCGGUGGGAACGACGGGCAGCCACCGGCAGCGGAGGUCCGGUCCAGAGGUUGAUCCGACUUUCCUCCCUCCCUCCAGCGGCUCCGUGUGACUCAGGCUCCCGCUGCGCAGCGCCGGACGGCUUCUCCGGGAUUUUAGAGUCGGUGCGCAACAGCGAGCGAAGCAGGUGCACGGAGCGGAGCGGACCGGACGGGAGAAGGAGGAGGGCUGCUCCGGUUUUAGUCCCGGACCGGAGCCUCCAAAUCAACUGGUUGGAUCCGCGGUAGUUUCAUUAGUAUGCGGCCGGAGUCCCCCGCAGCCGCCGAGGACUGAUCGGCAGCCCUGAAGUCUCCUCCGUGGCUGCGGAGUGACUCCUCGCCCCGGGGAGGAGCAGCAGGAGCCCCGGCCGCCGAGCGGAGCGGCUUCCCCGGACUCAGCGCGGAGCUGCUCGCCUGCUGGAUCGGGAAGAUGAUGGGCUUUCUGCGCCGGACGUUCAGCCGCCGCUCCCGGAGCCGCUUCCAGACGAGAGAGAGGGACGAGCGGGACGGGAAAGGGGGAGGAGGCGGGGGAGGCGGGGUGACCGGGAACCCCCUGCUCCUGGCCCACCAGCAGCAGGUCGUCCACGCGCCCGCCGUGGUCACCGGAGGGGCGUCGGUGCACAUCCCGGCGGCCGGAGCGGCUCGGAGCAGCAUCGGCUGCCGCGUCCUGCUGCUGGACGGCUCGGACGUGAACGUGGAUCUGCCCAGCAAAUCCAAAGGCCAGGACCUGUUCGACCAGAUCAUGUACCACAUAGAUCUGGUGGAAACCGACUACUUCGGAUUGCAGUUCAUGGACACGGAUCAGGUGUCGCACUGGCUGGACAUGUCCAAGCCCAUCAAGAAGCAGAUCCCAGAGGGUCCGCCGUACCGACUCUUCUUCAGAGUGAAAUUUUACUCUUCGGAGCCAAAUAACCUGCGAGAGGAAUUUACAAGGUAUCUGUUUGUGCUGCAGCUUCGGCAGGAUAUUCUGUCUGGCAAGCUGAAGUGUCCGUAUGAUGUGUCAGUAGAGCUGGCGGCGUAUUGUUUACAAAGUGAGCUGGGAGACUGCGACCCGUUGGAACAUUCACCUGAGCUGGUGUCGGAGUUUCGUUUCACUCCCAAACAGAGCGCAGCCAUGGAGGCGGACAUCUUCAGCAGGUGGCUGGAUCUCAGGGGAAAGAGCCCGUCGCAGGCAGAGAUUUCUUUUCUCAACAAAUGCAAGUGGCUGGAACUUUACGGCGUAGAUAUGCACUUUGUCAAGGGCCGGGAUGGAGGAGAAUAUGCACUGGGUCUCACUCCGACGGGCAUCUUGGUGUUCGAGGGUUCCAACAAGAUUGGGCUUUUCUUUUGGCCAAAAAUCACUCGACUGGACUUCAAGAAGAGUCGACUCACGUUGGUGGUGGUGGAAGACGACGAUCAGGGCCGGGAGCAGGAACACACCUUCAUGUUCCAGCUGGCCAGCGCCAAGAGCUGCAAACACCUGUGGAAGUGCGCCGUGGAGAGCCACGCCUUCUUCCGGCUACGUCAGCCAACCACGGGCAAGGCGAACCGCAGCGACUUCACGCGACUCGGAUCUCGAUUCAGAUUCAAUGGAAAGACGGAGUAUCAGGCCACUCAUGGAGGCCGACUGAGGAGAGCCAGCACCUUCGAGAGGAGGCCGAGCAAGAGAUACCCCUCCCGAACUCAGUCGCUGGGCAAAGUUGCCAUUUCUCCAACCAAUCCUUCACAAAGCAGCUUUCAUGCCAGCCCGGAGCCCAGCCUGCAUCCGUACCAACACAACAUUCCUAUUGGUCAUGAGCCGUGGCAUCCCCCCCACCCGGCGCUGACGCCCCCAGUGUACCUGCAGCCCCCCGGACACACACCUCCACACAGUUUCCCUCUGACCGGUCCUGCUUCAGACCAUCAGUUCAGCGUGGAAGAGAACGAGAAUUCGUAUUCUGGCAAGAUUCACCACCGCCACCGCCGCCACACACACAGCCAGGACACGCUCUGCCACACACACACUAAGAACAAACGUCGAGCUCCUCCCUGCCCAGCAGAUGAGAUGGAAAUCUCUCAGUCUCUGCUCAAAGCUCUGGAGUCGGACAGUGAUUCUCCUCCUUGGCCUUCGCUGCACGUCAACAUCGACAACAAGGGAGAGGAGAAGCAGCUGUCGGAGAAGUCUCUUCACCCUCCUGCUUCUCCGGCGACGCUCCCCGAUCACCUCAAAUGCAACAUCCUCAAAGCCCAGAUGGAGGCAGCUUUCAAGAAGGAGGCCCCAACAACGCCCAGAGGGAAGAACGCCAACGAGACCCUCAAUGACAGGUAUCAGAGUUCGUCCCAAGACUCGGCAGCAUCCAGUCUGACUGCAGACAAGACGCCACAUCGACAGGACCGCAACCCAACGCCAGAGAGGCUGCAGCCCAAAGCCAACCCGAGCACCAACCGCAGGAAACGACUGGUCCGACAGUUCAGCUUCAACCAUGAGGAUGAAGAGAACCUCCCAGAAGCACUUGCAGCUAUCUCCUCUGAGAGCACAGCAAAGUCUGGGUCCAGCAGCUCGUUGGACAAACAGAUACAGCCGUCUAUUUACCCACAGGUGGAUAAUAUGCCAGCACUGGAGCUGGGUAGUCCAUGCUGUCCCUCUCCUUCGCCUUCCCCUCACCUCUCCCCUUCUUACUACCGUAGCUCCAUCCCUCACCUGGUCCCUUACUUUGCUGCCCAUAACGACAGCGGAGAAGAGAUUAGGUUGGACAGAGAGAAGAUCCUGAGAGCCCUGCUGAUGACGGAGCUCUGAGACUUUGACAUCGUCACCAUCCAGCUGAACACAAGCUCCAAAAUCAACAUCUGUAUAUUUGCAUCACACGUUUAGCAGUUAUAAAUAUAUAUUUGCAUAAAGCCAAUUGUUAUAUUUGCUUAACCGUUAUUUUAGAAGGAUGGUUCUUUAUAUUCAACUGUAUAAAAAGCGAAAUAGAAUCACUCACAUGCAUUACAGACGAGCUACGAUGUGACUGGUGCUGCCUGCAUGAUCAAUAUGUUUAUCUAAUGAUUAUCUGAUUUGCUUUGGGGUUAGGUUUCUGUGCGAUUCCAUCAUCACUGUGUCCGUGUUGAUGCCUAAACUGUGUUUCAGACGACGACUGUUGAAGCUCCGCACAAAAAAAGUACUGUUGAAGUCACUUCACUCUCAAGUCAGUUUGUUCAAAAUGUAAAUAGACAUGCAGAGCAGGUUGUAAAUGCUUACUUCAGUACUGUAUUUAUUAUGUCAGAUUUCCAUUUUUACAUGCUGAAACACUUGCAGCGUUUGUGUUUUUAACAAAAAAAACAAAACUUCCCAAACAGAGUGAAUUGAGUGUAUAAAAGAUGGUGUAGUCUCAGUCUGCCCAGUAGAAGGAGACAAACCUGCAGUCAGACUCUGAUCCUGAGUUCCAGCUUGUCAUGAGGAACAGAUUAGAUAUUUUUCUACAUGCAGUUUUCAUCGCAGGUCGACAGCAAAUCGCUUCUCAGAAAUAAGGUGUUAGUAAACAUAAUCCUGCUGCUCAACAACUUUACUUCAGCCUUUGUUUGUCACUUUCACACCUGAAGCAGCAGCGUUUUGACCUGCCAUUGUUCUGUACGUGUUGAUCGGCUGGUUCUUAAUAAAGGCCACACCAUCAGUUUGACAA
Amphiprion ocellaris (clown anemonefish) is the source of this 3767-nucleotide messenger RNA. RefSeq names its product erythrocyte membrane protein band 4.1 like 4B (gene epb41l4b). Gene Ontology annotation, cellular component: cytoskeleton. NCBI's taxonomy places the organism in Eukaryota, Metazoa, Chordata, Actinopteri, Pomacentridae. Gene Ontology annotation, molecular function: cytoskeletal protein binding. The record is from RefSeq and is a predicted model, not a curated record.